AUGGACACGCAACAGGAGGACAUGCGCCUGGGUCCCGGUGUACCCAAACGUAUUCGGGCCUGCGAUAUUUGCCGAGCCAAGAAAAUUCGAUGUGUUGGCGACACUCCAUGCAGCCACUGUAUGGAACACGGUGCAGAAUGCACUUUCGCCCCACGCCAGCCUCGCCGGAAGAGGAAACAUGAUGGCUUGCCCGAUAGUGCGGCGGCUCACUCCCUUGGUCGUUUCCAGGGCCUCCUUGAAGUAGCAAGGAUAUCUGGCAAUGAUGAUGGCAACCAGCUUUCACAGAUCCCCAGUACGAGGGUAUCACAUUCGCAGCGAGAGGACCUCUCAGAGGUCGCCCGACAGAAGCGUCAAUUUGGAUCGGAGGCAGGGCAACGGUAUAGAGCUGCCGGUGAAUUGGCUGGCUUCCAGCAAUGUGACCCAGGAAAUCCGAGGGUUAGUGGUCCGUCUCCUCCCAUGACCAAACUUCCAUCGCAGUCUGGCUCCAAAGAGGCACCCUGGGAGCGUUUUGAGAGCCCUUAUCAAGCAGCCACUACGGACAGCCCCCAGGACACGGGUGGCUAUCACACCUUCAAGGAAGACAUUGAAUUCUGGGGUCCCAGAACGAGCAUGUCGAUCUGCUCGUUGGCCGGGAUAGCAUGGGUCACAGAAAGAGUGAAACAGCCUGAUUUUCGACCUAUCGCCAAUCGGUUUACGCAAGAUGUCGCCCACCGACUGAAGCUGGAGAAAAGACCGGGGAAGGAGCGAAAAGAGGAUCCGGAUUUGAAGGACGCCCUCCGGUUCACUAGCGCUUAUUUCGAAGGGGCCCCCGACGCAGCUCUUGGGAUCGUCCGGCGGUCGUGCUUCGAGUCGAGACUGCGCGCGUUCUAUAACGGUUCGAGAUCGGACGAUGACGCAUCUUGGUAUGCUAUGCGAAAUGUCAUUUUCGCUUCUGGUUGCCGAGCGCUACUCUCUAGAGAGAGCACGUACAUCGAGGCUCAGCGGCAGUCGUGGCCGUACUUUGAGAAUGCGCUUUCAGUGCACUCGGAGCUCCUUUGUUUUCGGGCUUCGGUCAUGGGUGUGCAGGCUUUAACUCUUAUGGCCUAUUUUGCAGAGGCUGUUUCAUGUCGAAUGUUGCAAUACAUUCUCGUCGCUAACGCAUAUCGACUGGCAUGUGGGCAGGGACUGCACGUGCAGCCGGCGCCGUCCUGGAACCUCUCGGAGGAAGAGAAGUCUCUGUGGCAAUGCAUCUUUUGGGCCAUCUAUUGCCUCGACAAGCAGAUCGCAUGCCGCGCAGGCCGUCCUUCGGUAAUCGAUGAUGAAGAAAUCAACUGCCGACUCCCCACCUCAGACCGAGCUGACGGCUCCGUCAACGUGAGAUAUGUCCAAGCAUGCAUUAGAAUCAACCAUCUUUCCUCUGUGAUUCGGCAGGCGCUCUUCAGGGCUGCUGCGUGGCGGCAAACGCCAGAAGAGUUGGUCAAUAAUGUCGUAGUGCUUCAGAAGAAGCUCGAUGAACUUCGAGCCAGCCUGCGAGACCAGUGCCAACUCGACCUUCCCAUGAACCUGACAAACCCGCUAGGCGGCCUCAACAUGCAGCAGGCCUUAUCGUUACAAUUCCUUUAUUACAAUCUAACGUGGGAUAUCCACACAACGUUGGCACAUCCCUGGUUUCGGGGCGUGACUGGACUGGACCGGCAUCCAGACUUUCAAGGCCAAAUUGCGGAAUCAUGCCUGAUUGUGGCGGAAACGUCCAGGGCAGCCAUACUCGAUUGCCGGUUCAUCCACAUCGAUGCAAGCUGUCCUAUGCCGGUUGCGUACUAUACACCCCUGUAUGCCAUUGUCAAUAUUUUUAUCAAUAUCUUGUACGAUCCUUCUGUUGCGUCGGCUCAGUCUGAUCUUCACUUGAUGGAAGUUGCAAGCGGAUAUUUCGCUCGCCUGGAGUAUACCACGGAUUCUCAGUGGUCAGUACCGCUUGUCAAGGAUACUACGACCCUGGCCAGAAAUGCAGUCGAAGGUCGCAGUGGAGGUCCCGGUCCCCUUGUGCAUCCUCGAGAGAAUCAAUCGACAGGCAACACUGCACAUCCAAGUCUAGAGCCGUCAUGUGAGCCAGUGCUUGAGGAAACCGAUGUUGACAAAGAAUGGUUCGAUUUGAGUACGAACGAUGACCUCAACCUGGAAAUGUGGGGGAUCUGGCAACCUGGCACUAUAGGAGAUAGUUACAUGCCAGGUCCGUACUCUUGGAAUCCGUGA
Messenger RNA from Cladophialophora immunda, 2229 nucleotides. RefSeq lists its product as uncharacterized. Gene Ontology annotation, molecular function: DNA-binding transcription factor activity, RNA polymerase II-specific; zinc ion binding; DNA binding. The coding region runs from base 1 to 2229 and encodes 742 amino acids. The transcript has 5 exons. Gene Ontology annotation, biological process: DNA-templated transcription; regulation of DNA-templated transcription. NCBI's taxonomy places the organism in Eukaryota, Fungi, Ascomycota, Eurotiomycetes, Chaetothyriales, Herpotrichiellaceae. The record is from RefSeq and is a predicted model, not a curated record.